Lytechinus variegatus (green sea urchin) is the source of this 2920-nucleotide messenger RNA. Its product is annotated as cholinesterase 1-like. The record is from RefSeq and is a predicted model, not a curated record. Gene Ontology annotation, cellular component: plasma membrane. The coding region runs from base 372 to 2261 and encodes 629 amino acids. Lineage: Eukaryota; Metazoa; Echinodermata; Echinoidea; Temnopleuroida; Toxopneustidae. Gene Ontology annotation, biological process: acetylcholine catabolic process; choline metabolic process. Gene Ontology annotation, molecular function: acetylcholinesterase activity. The transcript has 10 exons.
GGAUUCUACUACUCAUGGAUGUCGAUCACGGGGGAGAUGGGGAUAUAUCCUAAAAUAUUUCCGGUGGCCGGUGCUAUCAUACUGGGCUUAUAUCAUGGUGGCUGCCGGGUACUUGUCAUUCCCUUAAACAACGUAACCCCCGACUAUAAAUCUAUUAUCAUAUACCCCGAAGAUAUGAAGGAAUAGGUUGGACAAAGUGAAGGAGGGAGGGGUGCAAUAAAGAGAGCGGGAAGGAAACUUAGUGUAUGACAACGAAUGGACUUUGAACAGAAAUAAUAUCAACCAACAAAACAGUGAUAAUAAUUAUCAAACAAGCUCAAGUGCAAGGUUAUCGGUCAAGUUUGCUGUCGCGUCUCGGAGUCUCAACAACCAUGUGCAAGAUAAUCCUAUAUGAAACUGAACCAACACCGCGUCUUAACUGUUGUGUGCCUCAAUAUAAAAAGAAAAUGUCUUCUGCAUUCUUCCGUUUCGUGUUGGUCCUCAUGGCCUUGUUCAUACAAAACUCGGCGUCUUCCGCCGAUGACGCCCAGCCGAUCGUGAAAACCUCAACAGCAACUUUCUAUGGAAAGCGACUCGAUCUACAACCUGAUCAACUUCCAGUCGACUACCACGGCAGUGUAUCAGUUUUUACACGGAUUCCAUACGCCGAACCACCUGUAGGUCAACUCCGAUUCACAAGCCCCAUUGCCAAGGUCAUCCAGGGAGAUUUUGACGCGACUAGACCUUCUGUAGUAUGUCCACAGCCAAGGAAUGAGAUCUGGGUGGUAGAGUCGGAGCAGUCGGAAGACUGUCUUUCUCUUGAUGUAUUCGUCCCCAAUCCACAGCCCCAUAAUGCAGCAGUAAUGAUGUGGAUACAUGGUGGUGGAUACCAUAUCGGACGUGGAUCUUUUCCAGGUCAGCUCCCCGCCCCUUUAGCCGCUUUUAAUGACGUCAUCGUGGUCACUAUAAACUACAGACUAGGGGCACUAGGAUUCAUGACUACAGGUGAUGGUUCGAUACCAGCAAACAUUGGCCUCUUAGACCAAAGACAAGCUCUUAUCUGGAUUCAAGAUAAUAUUAAAGCUUUCGGAGGUGACCCGACCAGGGUGACAAUCUUUGGGGAGAGCGCCGGGUCAGCCAGUGUCAACUUUCACGUACUGUCUACAAUGAGUGCUGGGCUCUUCUCGGGAGCUAUCAUGCAGAGUGGAGCUUCCACCCUAACUUGGACCCAUCACUCUAAAUUGGCGGAUGCGGUUAGUAUGAGCUUUGAUAUCGGUAAAGCCGUUGGUUGCGACGUUAAAACCACCAGUGAACUCGUACGUUGUCUCCGGCGCAUACCAGUUGAGGAUUUUAUUGAGUUAGAAGGGAUUUCGCAGAUCAAUAGCGAUUAUUUUGUACACCCUGUGGCCGAUGGUCAAUUCUUGCCUGAUGACCCAAUCAAGAUGGCAUCGGAAGGAAGAUUUAAUCAAGUGGAUGUGAUGAUCGGCUGCAUGACGGACGAAGGAUCUAUCUUCACAAUUCCUUACAUGAAGGGACAAGAAGGAACUACACCACAUCCUGUGAACCACUCUGAAUUUCGUAAGACUAUUGCAGUGACUCUCGGCACGGAUGACCCAAUGACUCUUGAUUUAGCUGAACAACUUUACGCAUCACCAGAUGAGUUGUCCAAAGCCGAUGCAAACUUCGUAUCACAUGUCACCGCACUGUUUGGUCAGGUCAUGUUCCUCUGCCCGACCUUCGACCUCUCUGUGGACCUUUCUAGGGCAGGAAGGAACGUCUACCCGUACCUGAUGUCACACGUCCCUUCCUUCUCAAUAUGGGGCAGCAAGUAUGACUGGCUAGGUGCCGCCCAUGCUGAAGAUAUUGCCUACGUUUUUGGUUCACCUUUCCUGAGCAAUUCCAACGACGACCACACGGAAAUUACUGGUCGAUUCGGAAACGACGAAGAGGUCGAGAUGUCGCUUCAGAUAAUGAGAUACUGGUCCAACUUUGCAAAAACAGGGAAUCCGAAUUUAUCAACCGAUGGCAAAGAAGCAGGCUCGAAGUAUCCGACUUGGUCCAGAUACACCCCAUCAGCACCUGGCUACAAAGAAUUUACUCCUACAUUCGAGAACCGUGAAGGAACACCGAAUUCAAAGGAAUGCUACUUCAUCAAGAACCUGGUCCCAAAACUCAUCACCAACGCAGAAGAGAUGGCCCAUCUGAGAUCUCUGUUAGAAGACAAGGUCAGAGAAGACAGUACUGAAUCUUGUCAUACCCAACAGUCAUGCCCAGAACAAUGAGGACAUCAAACAGACCAACGAGGCAUGGUUACAAAUUGUUGGAAUCGAUGGUAUAGAAAGAAGUGAUUGAUUGAAGUCGGAAAUCAUCAUCAGAUCAAAUUUGACAAUAAUCCUGACUUAUAGGCAUUAAAGUUGUGCGAUUUUGAGAUGAUUGCAAUGCUCUAGUUCCCAUUAACCUCAACAAAAGCAAAACAUGAGUAUGAAACGGCAUGUUUCGUUGUAUCAGAAUUUAUUCGCAUUUAAUGAUUGUCGAAUAAGAGGUAAAAGGCAGUUUGAAAGGCACCCAAUAUUGGAUAGAAAGGGAAAAUGCAUGUUCGCUGUAAACAUUUUUUAACCUCAUAUUUCAACGCAACAUUGCUUAAAUUCUCUUCAUCCAACCGACAUGCAUGUUCCCAUUUUAUCCAAUAUCGGGCAUACUACUUUUUUUAAAUAAAGAAUGUACAAGUUUAAAAUAGAGGGAUGUUGAUUAAGGCCAAUGGAACACACAUAUGGGGUUCAACUACACUCUCCUGUUGCCUUUCCAAAAACAACAACAACAUAAGUUCUAUAUGUGAUUUUCUGUCAAUCUUCAUUAAGAAACCGGAAUAUUCUUCAAUCCGUUGCGUAGAUUAAUGAAGCCAAUAUAACACUUUAUUUGAAAUAAAUAAAAAACGAACAAA